UGCGCGCCCCCACCCUUUCACGUCCUCUACUAUUUUUGUGAAUGUUGCGGCUGAUAGAUCAGACGCCUGUAGGAAGCAGAGAGAAGAUAUGGGAGACUUGGCUGACAGUGCAGACAGGAAGCAGCAGGGGGUGCUGGAUGCGCAGGAGUUCGACCGCCAGUUCGAGGAGAUCGUGAAGGAGCUGACUGAGCCCGACCUGAACCACCCGGAGAUCGGGGACGCCAUCCGCAGGCUGAGAGAGGUGCUGGAGUACAACGCCCCCGGGGGGAAGAGGAACCGCGGCCUGUCAGUCAUCGCUUCGUUCAGAGAGCUGUCCCGCCCCCAGACCCCCGACGCGGAGAGCGUGCAGCGCGCCCUGGUGGUGGGAUGGUGCAUUGAGCUGCUGCAGGCCUUCUUUCUGGUGGCCGAUGACAUCAUGGACGCCUCAGUGACCAGGAGGGGGCAGCCUUGCUGGUACAAGCGGGGUGGGGUAGGGCUGGAUGCCAUCAAUGACUCCUUCCUGUUAGAGGCCGUGAUCUACAGACUGCUGAAGAGAUACUGCAGAGCCCAGCCCUGCUACCUGAACCUCAUCGAGCUCUUUCUAGAGACCUCCUAUCAGACCGAGCUGGGCCAGGCGCUGGAUCUGAUGACCGCCCAGCCGGACCGGAUUGACCUGACCCGGUUCACUGAGGAGAGGUACAAAGCGAUUGUGAAGUACAAGACUGCUUUCUACUCCUUCUACCUUCCUGUUGCUGCUGCCAUGUAUCUGGCUGGUAUUGACGGUGAGGAGCAGCACAGCAAUGCCAAGGCAAUCCUGCUGGAGAUGGGAGAGUUCUUCCAGAUACAGGAUGAUUUCCUGGAUUGCUUCGGCGACCCCGCGGUGACGGGGAAGAUCGGGACGGACAUCGAGGACAACAAGUGCAGCUGGCUGGUGGUGGAGACGCUGAGGAGAGCAAGCCCGGAGCAGAGGAGGGUCCUGGAGGAGAGCUACGGACGUCAUGACUCGGAGAGCGUGUCUCGUGUGAAGUCUCUGUACUCAGAGCUGGGAAUGCCGGUGCUGUUCCAGGAACACGAGGAGAGCAGCUUCCAGCGGCUGCGCGGGCUGAUCGAGCGCCACGCCAACACCCUCCCCCACGCCGUCUUCCUGUCCUUCGCACACAAGAUCUACAAGAGGAACAAGUGAGGGACGGAACAGAAAAACAAUAUAUACUGUAUAUAUAUUUAUCAAAUUUGAAAACGGAAAACUGCUCUGUACCAAAAGAUGCAAAAUCAAAAAAGAAAAAGGUCAUUUAGGUACAAAAAAAAAAAAAAAUCAUCUGUUCUAUCGGAAUACAGUAACAUACUGUGCACUAAACUACACUGAGAUCUCGUUUUAAAGACCAGUCCUGGUGUCACUAGGAGUUUAAUAAUCAGACACACCUGAGUUUGUUGCCUAGACACACUGGGGCUGAUCAAGCUGGUAGCAGUGAAACCUGGACUGGAUCACACUGCUGUGCAAUAGGGAGACUUUCUGCUUGUUUGAAUGUGUUGUUCAGAGUGACUUGGAGCUGCAGCAGAAAACAAGGCAAUGUAAAUGCAUCUACACUGAGUUGAAUUGCAUUGUAAUGUAAUGUAAAUGCAUCUACACUGAGUUGAAUUGCAUUGUAAUGUAAUGUAAAUGCAUCUACACUGAGUUGAAUUGCAUUGUAAUGUAAUGUAAAUGCAUCUACACUGAGUUGAAUUGCAUUGUAAUGUAAUGUAAAUGCAUCUACACUGAGUUGAAUUGCAUUGUAAUGUAAUGUAAAUGCAUCUACACUGAGUUGAAUUGCAUUGUAAUGUAAUGUAAAUGCAUCUACACUGAGUUGAAUUGCAUUGUAAUGUAAUGUAAAUGCAUCUACACUGAGUUGAAUUGCAUUGUAAUGUAAUGUAAAUGCAUCUACACUGAGCUGAAUUGCAUUGUAAUGUAAUGUAAAUGCAUCUACACUGAGUUGAAUUGCAUUGUAAUGUAAUGUAAAUGCAUCUACACUGAGUUGAAUUGCAUUGUAAUGUAAUGUAAAUGCAUCUACACUGAGUUCUGUAACAGCAAUGCAAUGUACAGACAAAUGCUUUUUAAAAUAAUAAAUAAAAUAAAUGAAAAAAGAGA
Molecule: messenger RNA, 2101 nt
Organism: Acipenser ruthenus (sterlet)
Lineage: Eukaryota; Metazoa; Chordata; Actinopteri; Acipenseriformes; Acipenseridae
Product: farnesyl pyrophosphate synthase-like
Exons: 10
Coding region: 89-1162 (357 amino acids)
Biological process (GO): trans, trans-farnesyl diphosphate biosynthetic process
Cellular component (GO): cytoplasm
Molecular function (GO): dimethylallyltranstransferase activity; (2E,6E)-farnesyl diphosphate synthase activity
Source: RefSeq, a predicted model, not a curated record